Molecule: messenger RNA, 2543 nt
Organism: Bicyclus anynana (squinting bush brown)
Lineage: Eukaryota; Metazoa; Arthropoda; Insecta; Lepidoptera; Nymphalidae
Product: acid phosphatase type 7
Exons: 10
Coding region: 243-1550 (435 amino acids)
Molecular function (GO): metal ion binding; acid phosphatase activity
Source: RefSeq, a predicted model, not a curated record
ACUCACGUACUGCGUAACGUUAACGUUAUCAAUAUUUGUUUUUACCAAAUGUUAUCAAAAUAAUAAAAACAUUGUCCUCAUAAUAGAGGUCUAGUUGUUCGAGAAUAAAUUUCACUUAUUAAUGUAAUAGUAAACUGUAGUGUUGUCUUCUUUGCAAUAAAAUCGUGUGCAAACAUACUUGACAAGGAAUGGACAAUUGAUUAGAUUAAUUUUCUUUGUUCGGAUCUUACUGUGCAGUCACUAUGAAAUUACUGCUGCUAGUUCUUAUAGUAAAAUCAGUGGCAGUGGCAAGUGAUCCUCGCGUAGACCCUGGGUAUGACUGCGAUUACUGCCAGCCGGAACAGGUGCAUAUAUCUUUCGGAACAAAGACCAACAACAUAGUAGUAACAUGGACCACAUACAACGACACGCGAGAGUCGCGCGUUCAGUACGGACAAGGGGCUAUGGACCAAGAAGCAGUGGGACACAGCACAUUGUUCACAGACGGCGGCAAGCUCCGGAGGAAGAUGUGGAUACAUCGCACACUGCUGCCAGAUCUAAAGUUUAACACUAGAUACGUGUACCAUGUGGGGUCGGUGUAUGGAUGGUCAGAGAUGUUCACGUUCAAGACUCCGCCCAGCGGAGAGGACUGGGUGGUGCGGGCCGCGAUAUAUGGCGAUAUGGGCAACAAAAAUGCGCACUCUAUGUCGUAUCUGCAAGACGAGGUGCAGCGCGAGCACUUCGACGUGAUCCUGCACGUCGGCGACUUCGCGUACGACAUGGACACGGAUGACGCGCGCGUCGGCGACGAGUUCAUGCGCCAGCUGCAGCCGCUGGCCGCCUACCUGCCCUACAUGACGUGCCCCGGCAACCACGAGUCCAAGUACAACUUCAGCAACUACCGCAACCGGUUCUCGAUGCCGGGCGCCGCCUCCAGCCUGUACUACUCGUUCGACCUGGGCCCCGUGCACUUCGUGUCCAUCUCCACCGAGGUGUACUACUUCCUGCAGUACGGCCUCAAGCUGCUGGUCAACCAGUACGAGUGGCUGCGGCGGGACCUGGAGCAGGCCACUAGGCCCGAGAACAGGGCGCGGCGGCCGUGGCUCGUGCUGUACGGGCACCGCCCCAUGUACUGCAGCAACUCGGACGACAUCGACUGCAGCGUCGAGUACACGAGGAAAGGGCUGCCCUUCCUCGGCAUGUACAGUUUGGAGCCGCUCCUGAAGGAGUUCGGCGUGGACCUGGUGAUAUGGGCGCACGAGCACAGCUACGAGCGCACGUGGCCGCUGUACGACGGACAGGUGUACAAGGGCCUGCAGGAGCCCUAUUUGAACCCCAGAGCUCCGGUGCACAUCGUGACCGGCUCGGCCGGCUGUCAGGAGGAUACUGACAAAUUCCAACCGCAUCCCCCGGCGUGGUCCGCGUUCCGCUCCAGCGACUACGGGUACACGCGCUUUGCGGCGCACAACCGCACGCACCUCUACAUCGAACAGGUGGAUGUGGACCUCAAGGGACAGGUCAUAGACUCCUUGUGGAUAGUAAAGGACCUGCACGCGCCCUACGACCUUUAACUGUGCCACCGACAUUGUAAUAUAGUGGAUAGUAGAGUCCUUUUCAUGAAAAAUGUCCCGCGGCUAAAGGCUGAACUAAAAUUGACAGCGCCUUACAUAAAUGACAAUAAGACCGCCGACCGACAUUACUAAAUGAUAAUAAAUAAAAUUAAGCCAAUCCAAUGUCAUGUUUUAAUUAAAGCCGUUUCUGAAAGAACCACAGACAUUGUGUAAUUUAAACGGCUUGAAUUAAAACAUCACAGUGAGGAAAAGGACGGUUAUUAGCUAGACGGUAUCUUUCUUGAAUCAUCAUAUAACUUACUAUUCACGGGUCACUUUUUAAUGUAGGGUUUGAAUACACCCAGGAAUAUUCUUAUGAAAAUCUUAUGUAUGUCUGUCUGAAAGUCUUAUAAGGCUAUGAAUAAUGUCGUGGCAAACUAUAAUAGGUUAGUUGACACUUUUUUUUAAUGGUCUUAAAUUGUUAUGUUGUAUCGUUCUACUAGAUUGAAAAAAUAUAUAAAUAUAAAUUAAUUAAUAUCGAUAUAUAAUAUAAAUUAAUUAAUAUCGAUAUAUUUCGGAUCCUUAUUCCAUUUACUACUUAGUGUAGUAAUUGAAAUUAAAAUUGUUUAAAUUAAUUAUGUUUGAUAUGAGUCAACUAUCGUAUUGCGUUUGACGCGAUGCAAAUGGGUUCAUUCCACAUCAUCAUAUUUUUUAUAGCAAGCACUUACUGUCUUACAGACGAGAAAUAUUUAGAGCUUAAAUACACCACGCUGCGCCAAAGUGUUGGUGGUGGUGGGCUCGUAAUAAGUGUACUUUAUUAGUUUAUUUUUUUUUGUUACCAGUAAAAAUGGGUAUAUUAUAGUAUAGGGAUUUAUGUAUUUUAUGAAUUCAACUCGAUUAUUUUUGGAAAUGUAAUCUGUUCAUACCAAAGAUAUUAUUAUUUGAAACUGGAUUUGGUCUUAAAGAGUUCUUAUAUUAAAUGUGAUAUUUUGAAUAAAUUUGGUACAAUUAGCA